This is a messenger RNA of Macaca mulatta (Rhesus monkey), 2960 nucleotides long. Lineage: Eukaryota; Metazoa; Chordata; Mammalia; Primates; Cercopithecidae. The record is from RefSeq and is a predicted model, not a curated record.
GCGGAGCAGGGGCAGGGUGCGCGCGCGUGAGAACGUCCGGGGAGCGCGCGCGCCGCCGCCGGCGCCGCCGCCGCCGCCGCCGGGCUGAGAGAAGAGCUUGCGGGGUUUGCGGUUGAUGGCUCCGACUGAAGGGCUGGAGGCGGCGUAUGCCGCUGUUCUUGCUGUCGCUCCCGACACCUCCGUCAGCUUCUGGUCAUGAGAGGAGACAGAGCCCUGAAGCAAAGACAUCUGGGUCAGAGAAAAAGUAUUUAAGGGCCAUGCAAGCCAAUCGUAGCCAACUGCACAGUCCUCCAGGAACUGGAAGCAGUGAGGAUGCUUCAACCCCUCAGUGUGUCCACACAAGAUUGACAGGAGAAGGGUCUUGUCUUCAUUCUGGAGAUGUUCAUAUCCAGAUAAACUCUAUACCUAAAGAAUGUGCAGAAAAUACAGGCUCCAGAAAUACAAGGUCAGGUGUCCAUAGCUGUGCCCAUGGAUGCGUACACAGUCGCUUACGGGGUCACUCCCACAGUGAAGCAAGGCUGCCUGAUGAUACUGCCGCAGAAUCUGGAGAUCAUGGUAGUAGCUCCUUCUCAGAAUUCCGCUAUCUCUUCAAGUGGUUGCAAAAAAGUCUUCCAUAUAUUUUGAUUCUGAGUGUCAAACUUGUUAUGCAGCAUAUAACAGGAAUUUCUCUUGGAAUUGGGCUGCUAACAACUUUUAUGUAUGCAAACAAAAGCAUUGUAAAUCAGGUUUUUCUAAGAGAAAGGUCCUCAAAGAUUCAGUGUGCUUGGUUACUGGUAUUCUUAGCAGGAUCUUCUCUUCUUUUAUAUUACACCUUUCAUUCUCAGUCACUUUAUUACAGCUUAAUUUUUUUAAAUCCUACUUUGGACCAUUUGAGCUUCUGGGAAGUACUUUGGAUUGUUGGAAUUACAGACUUCAUUCUGAAAUUCUUUUUCAUGGGCUUAAAAUGCCUUAUUUUAUUGGUGCCUUCUUUCAUCAUGCCUUUUAAAUCUAAGCUUUUGGAAUUUUUUGGGCAUCUGAGAACUUUCAGACAGGUUUUACGAAUAUUUUUUACACAACCAAGUUAUGGAGUGGCUGCCAGCAAGAGACAGUGUUCAGAUGUGGAUGAUAUUUGUUCAAUAUGUCAAGCUGAAUUUCAGAAGCCAGUUCUUCUCAUCUGUCAGCAUAUAUUUUGUGAAGAGUGCAUUACCUUAUGGUUUAACAGAGAGAAAACAUGUCCACUCUGCAGAACUGUGAUUUCAGACCAUAUAAACAAAUGGAAAGAUGGAGCCACUUCAUCACACCUUCAAAUAUAUUAAGUUGUAUAAACUAUUAAGGCCACAAAAUACUAAUGUCAUUUGGUCAUAACUCCUGAUAAGGCAUCAGAAUGAUUUUCAGGGCUGCAAGAAAAAUGUUUCCAGAUGGUUUUAGAAUGUAAGACUUAUGGUCCAAUUCACCAAAAGAUUAAAUGAAAGAACCCUAUUUUAAAGUAUAUAUAAUGUUCAACCUAAUGUAUGUGCAACACUUAUUCUAUUCUAAUUAUUUGACAGGUAACUGCAGUGUUAAAUUGUAAAUGUGUUUUCUUAAUGUUACCCAAAACAGCAAUUUGAAAUUAGAACUAGUGGAUUUAGAGAACUCAGGUAUUCUUUCCUGACAUUGUUUUCAGAAUAAAGAAUAUUUUUCAUAAUAUUUUAAGAUACAUACUAUCUAAUAGUAGAAUUUUGUUCAGCAUUGACUUUUAUAAUUCCCAUCCUAAAAAUUAAUAUUUUCAUAAAAUUUGUAUUUUUAAAUGAAAAUUCUAAAUGUUAUAUUUUAUCAGUAACAGAUUUUCUAAGUGAAGAUUAAUUUACUGAGGAUGAUACAUUUUAGUAUUGUAUUAUUCUCUGUAGUAAGACUAGUAAUCAGUGAAAAUAAAUGGAUUCAUUUUGUCUGUGGACGUCAUAAAUUCUUCCUGCCAUCAGCUUUAAUGUUCAUGAUCAUGCUUUUUGUAUAGUACCAUGGAGUAUCUUGAAGUAACUAUUAAAAUAAUUCAUGUGGAUUACAAACAGCUGGCUUACUUCAUGAUUUGAAUAGUAUAAAAAACAUGGUGGCUCACACCUGUAAUCCCAACACUUUGGGAGGCAGAGGCAGGAGGACUGCUUGAGCCCAGGAGUUCAAGACCAGCCUGAGCAACAUCCCAUCUCUAUUUAAAAAAAAAAAAAGAAAAAAGUUUCAAGGCAGAUGCCCUAAAAUCUUAGAAGAAUUGCCCUUAUAAUUAGUCUUCUCCAUAAAAGUUUUGGAAUUUUAUGCUUGAAUCACCAUCAAUUGGAAGAUUAAAGCUUGCACUGAGAGGUGGUCAUGAGGUUUUUAUAGUGUGGUUUUUUGCCUCUAGGUAUUUGUGCAGGGUGUUAGAAAAGGGAAUGAAGCACUUUCUCCCCUUGUUACCUCUAAGGAGGAAUCUGAAAUCUAAAACAUGUCUGAAGGGCUGCUAGUGCUUCUAAGUUUAGAGUACAUCUAUCAGUUUGUAGUCGAGGAAAAGGUGGUAGAAAGGAGAACUUAGGAAGCAGAGCUAGAAAACAAAUUUGCUGUACCGGUAAGACAAAAGCUAAACCAGCACGUGGAUUAAUAAGGAUACUGACCAACUGGUUAUAGAAGGCACUUUCAUGACUGUAUGGCCAUCCAAAUUGACAAAUGAACAUUAGCAAGCCUGUACCUUUUUUUCUCCAGGUAAAUACUACCACGUUGUAAGGACAACUGUAUUCAAUCAUAGUAUAUUUCACUUUGUUAUCUACUUUGAGACCCACUACAAAUAUUUAAAUGGCUUUGUGGUGAUGCUAAUAGUUGUAUUAUUUAGGUAUACAGCAGAGGAUGGGUGAGAAAAACAAUUUGGGAUUACAAUUCGGCUGUGAAGGAUAGCCAAGAUGACUUCCUGUUCAAACACAAGAAUAGCAUUUUACUUCAGCCCUAUUACAAUACCUAUGUAAUACAAUUUGUUUACCCUGUAA